CAACCUGAGAAUGCGUUUUGACUAUUUGCAGCUGUGUUGGAUAACGAGAGAUUAACAGCAGAGGAAAUGGAUGAAAGGCGACGCCAGAAUGUAGCCUAUGAAUACCUUUGUCAUCUGGAGGAAGCAAAGAGAUGGAUGGAGGCCUGUCUGAAUGAGGAGCUGCCUCCCACAACAGAGCUGGAAGAAGGAUUGAGAAAUGGAGUCUACCUGGCCAAGCUUGGAAACUUCUUCUCCCCUAAAGUGGUUUCUGUGAAGAAAAUCUAUGAUAGGGAACAGACUAGAUAUAAGGCAACCGGUCUCCACUUUCGGCAUACAGAUAAUGUAAUCCAGUGGCUGAAUGCUAUGGCUGAGAUCGGUCUCCCCAAGAUAUUCUACCCAGAAACUACAGAUAUCUAUGAUCGCAAGAAUAUGCCACGCUGUAUCUAUUGUAUUCAUGCACUCAGCCUGUACCUGUUCAAGCUGGGCCUUGCCCCCCAGAUUCAGGAUUUAUAUGGGAAGGUGGACUUCACAGAGGAGGAAAUCAGUAAUAUGAGGCUUGAACUGGAGAAGUAUGGUAUUCAGAUGCCUGCCUUCAGCAAGAUUGGAGGAAUUCUUGCGAAUGAACUUUCUGUGGAUGAAGCAGCAUUACAUGCUGCUGUCAUUGCCAUUAAUGAAGCAAUUGACCAUCAGGUUCCAGCUGACACUCUUAUGGCAAUGAAGAACCCUAAUGCCAUGCUAAUAAAUCUUGAUGAUCAACUGGAAUCCAUUUACCAAGACACACUCUACAGAGCAAAGCAAGACAAGAUGGAGAAUGCUAAAAACAGAAUUGCCUCAGAAAAUUCAGAGAGAGAGAGAGAUGUGUAUGAAGAACUUCUGACCCAAGCUGAGAUUCAGGGAAACAUUAAUAAAGUGAACACACAUGCAGCCCUAUCAAAGAUUGACCUAGCUUUGGAACGAGGCGAUGCAUUAGCACUCUAUGAAGCUUUGGCAGCACCAGCCCUGGGACUCCGAGGAUUGCUACGAGAAAAUUGCGACUGGUAUUUCAAGCAGUUUUUGAGUGAUAGACAACAGAAACAGGAGGCUGGCCUUACAGGUCCUUUGCAGAAGGAAGAGUUGCAGUCUGGAGUGGAUGCUGCUAACAGGGCAGCACAACAGUAUCAGCAAAGGCUGGCAGCAGUAGCCAAAAUUAAUUCUGCAAUUCGAGUGGGUGAUGCUGAGCAGACUGUGACAGAAAUGAUGAAUCCAGAGGCGCAAUUACCAGAGGUUUAUGCAUUUGCUGCAGAUCUUUAUCAAAGGGAGCUAGCCACCUUGCAGCAACAGAGCCCUGAAGGUAACCUCACCCAUGCAGAAUUAUCUGUUGCUGUAGAGAUGCUGUCUUCUGUGGCCCUGAUUAAUAGGGCUUUGGAUUCAGGGGAUGUGAAUACAGUGUGGAAACAACUGAGCAGUCCUGUCACAGGGCUUACAAACAUUGAGGAUGAGAACUCUCAGAGAUACAUCGAUGAUUUGAUGAAGCUGAAAGCUCAAACACGUGCAGAAGGAAAUCAGUUUAUCACAUGGAAUGAUAUCCAGUCAUGUGUUGAUCACGUGAACAUAGUUGUGCAUGAGGAACAUGAAAGGAUUUUGGCAAUUGGUCUUAUAAAUGAAGCUCUGGAUGAAGGGGACACUAAAAAGACUAUUCAAGCCUUACAAAUUCCUGCAGCAAAAUUGGAGGGCGUAGCCCCAAAAGUAGCCCAGCAUUACCAGGAUACACUACUUCGAGCCAAGAGAGAGAAAGCACAGGACACCCAGGAUGAAACAGCUGUACUUUGGCUAGAUGAAAUUCAGGAUGGGAUUUAUAGGGCUAACAAGGACACAGAGGAGUCUGAGAGAUUCUCUUUAGGAAUUCUGGCCAUUAAUGAAGCAGUAGAUCAUGGUGAUGUGAGCCAGACCCUAAGUGCCUUACGUUCACCGGAUGUUGGGCUCUAUGGAGUCACUCCAGAAUGUGCUGAGACGUACCAGCGAGAGCUGUCAGAAGUUAAGAGAAGAAAAAUGGCAGCAGGGGGCAAUGGCAGUGAAUGGGUGAAACACUGGGUGAGAGGAGGCUAUCAUUAUUAUCAUAACCUGAGGACCAAAGAGGGAGGAUGGGAUGAACCAGCGGAUUUUGUGCAAAAUGACGUGCAGCUGUCACGGGAGGAGAUACAGAGCACCAUAUCUGGAGUCACUGCGGCAUACAACCGAGAGCAGCUGUGGCUGGCCAAUGAGAACCUGAUUACAAAACUUCAGGCUUGCUGUCGAGGAUAUCUUGUUCGCCAGGAAUUCAACUCAAGAAUGAAUUUUUUGAAGAAACAAGUCCCAGCAAUCACUUGCAUUCAGUCCCAGUGGCGUGGCUACAAGCAGAGAAAGGCAUAUCAAAUCCGUUUGGAUUACCUGCGAGCACAAAAGGACCAAGUAGUGAAGAUUCAGUCAAUGACCAGGAUGUAUCAAGCCAGAAGGCGUUACAGAGAUCGUCUACAGUAUUUCAGAAACCACAUAAAUGAUGUUGUAAAAAUUCAAGCCUUUAUACGAGCAAACAAGGCACGAGAAGACUAUAAAACACUCAUUAAUGCUGAAAACCCACCUAUGGCUGUGGUCCGGAAAUUUGUCCACUUGCUCGAUCAGAGUGACCAAGAUUUUCAGGAGGAGCUUGAGCUAAUGAAACUGCGUGAGGAGGUUGUAACCUUGAUCCGAUCCAAUCAGCAACUGGAAAAUGACCUCAAUCUCAUGGACAUCAAAAUUGGGCUGCUAGUGAAGAACAAAAUAACUUUGCAGGAUGUUGUUUCCCAUAGCAAAAAACUUACCAAGAAGAACAAGGAACAGCUUUCUGACAUGAUGAUGCUCAACAAACAAAGGGGAGGUUUGAAAGCUUUGAGCAAAGAGAAGAGAGAAAAGCUGGAAGCCUAUCAGCACUUGUUCUACUUACUUCAGACUAACCCAACCUACUUGGCCAAGCUGAUUUUUCAGAUGCCUCAAAAUAAAUCUACAAAAUUCAUGGAUUCUGUCAUCUUCACGCUGUAUAACUACGCAUCCAAUCAAAGAGAGGAAUACCUGUUGUUGCGGCUUUUCCAAACAGCGUUGCAGGAAGAGAUCAAAUCAAAAGUAGACCAAAUACAUGAAAUUGUGACGGGGAAUCCUACUGUUAUUAAAAUGGUGGUAAGUUUCAACCGUGGUGCCCGUGGUCAGAACGCCCUGAGGCAAAUCCUGGCACCAGUUGUGAAGGAAAUCAUCGAUGACAAAUCACUCAAUAUCAAAACCGAUCCAGUGGAUAUUUACAAGUCUUGGGUUAACCAGAUGGAGUCUCAAACUGGCGAGGCCAGCAAACUGCCAUACGAUGUUACACCUGAACAAGCUCUGAAUCAUGAAGAGGUGAGGAUACGCCUGGAUGCCUCAAUCAGAAACAUGAGAACAGUGACAGACAAGUUCCUGUCUGCCAUUGUUAGUUCAGUGGACAAAAUCCCUUAUGGAAUGCGUUUCAUUGCCAAGGUACUAAAAGACUCCCUGCACGAGAAGUUUCCUGAUGCUGGCGAGGAUGAUCUUCUGAAGAUUGUUGGCAACUUACUCUAUUACCGCUACAUGAAUCCAGCCAUUGUCGCACCAGAUGCGUUUGACAUAAUUGACCUUUCAGCUGGAGGUCAGCUGACCACGGAUCAACGCAGAAACCUCGGUUCCAUUGCAAAGAUGUUGCAGCAUGCUGCAUCCAACAAGAUGUUCAUGGGAGACAAUGCCCACCUAAGCAUCAUUAAUGAAUACCUAUCGCAGUCAUACCAGAAAUUCAGACGUUUUUUUCAGGCUGCCUGUGAGGUUCCUGAAUUGCAGGAUAAAUUUAAUAUUGAUGAAUAUUCUGACUUGGUGACUCUCACUAAACCAGUUAUUUAUAUUUCUAUUGGUGAAAUCAUCAAUACACACACAUUGCUCUUAGACCAUCAAGAUGCAAUUGCUCCUGAGCACAACGAUCCAAUUCAUGAGCUGCUGGAUGAUCUCGGAGAGGUUCCUACAAUUGAGUCCUUAAUAGGGGAAGGGUCUGGCAAUGUUAAUGACCCCAACAGGGAAAUGCUAGCAAAGACUGAGGUUUCUCUCACACUCACUAAUAAAUUUGACGUUCCUGGUGAUGAGAAUGCAGAGAUGGAUGCAAGGACAAUUCUGUUGAACACAAAACGUUUAAUUGUCGAUGUAAUCCGCUUCCAACCAGGGGAGACGCUGACUGAAAUCUUGGAAACUCCAGCUACUUCAGAGCAAGAAGCGGAGCAUCAAAGAGCUAUGCAGAAACGAGCUAUUCGUGAUGCUAAAACUCCGGAUAAGAUGAAAAAAUCAGUGUCUGUAAAGGAAGACGGCAAUUUAAAUCUUCAAGAAAAAAAAGAUAAAAUCAAGACAGGCCUGAAGAAGUUGACAGAACUGGGGACAGUGAAUGCAAAAAAUAAAUACCAGGAACUAAUCAACGACAUUGCAAAGGAUAUCCGAAAUCAGCGUAGAUACCGUCAGAGAAGAAAGGCAGAGCUGGUGAAGCUGCAGCAGACAUACAGUGCCUUGAACUCCAAAGCUACUUUUUAUGGGGAGCAAGUGGAUUAUUAUAAAAGCUACAUCAAAACCUGCUUGGAUAACCUGGCCAGCAAGGGCAAAGUCUCUAAGAAGCCUCGGGAGAUGAAAGGCAAAAACAGUAAAAAGAUUUCUCUAAAAUACACAGCAGCUCGACUUCAUGAGAAGGGAGUGCUUUUAGAGAUUGAGGACCUGCAAAGUAACCAGUUUAAAAACGUGAUAUUUGAAAUCAGUCCAACAGAAGAAGUAGGAGAUUUUGAGGUAAAAGCAAAAUUCAUGGGAGUACAGAUGGAAACCUUUAUGUUACAUUAUCAGGACCUUUUGCAGCUGCAAUAUGAAGGUGUUGCAGUCAUGAAGUUGUUCGACAGAGCAAAAGUGAAUGUCAACCUUCUGAUCUUUCUUCUGAAUAAGAAAUUCUAUGGGAAGUAACCAACCUCUGACAGCAAGUCUGUGAAAGGGGACAUGCAUAGAAACCUGCACAUACAACUUUUAAUGACAUAGCUAUGUAUCAGUAUAUGCCCAUGCUGUGCUAAAAUAUAUCAAAUGUAUCAUGGAGGAGGAAUAAGAACCUCUUGUGAAUUGACAACCCUGACUGAGUCUGCAGGGAGUUGGUUUCUUGUUUUAUUUAUGAUCUUUAUCUUCAACUUUGAAGGUCCCCUGAAAAGCAGUUAAUUUAGAAUGUAUUUUUACAUGGCACUGGGGAUUAAACUAAUGUUAGAAUAUACUUGGGGCAUCUGGAUGCUUUAUUUGCCUAAAUGUGCGCUUUGUGAGGCUUAAUUCUGGUUGCCUGUGCAAAGAAAAAGCCAGCACUGUACAGCUGUGGGCUUGUCUCUUUCUGAAAGCAAAAAGGGUUGCAGAUUGUAUUCAGACUCCAUUAUUCUCCAACAGUAAUGACCAAAAUUAAAAAUGGUCAAGGUCCUGGUUACCCACUUGCUUGUAAGCUGGUGGUGGUAGCAGCAGCCAGUUUUCAAGAUAGAAUUACUACAGUCUGGGGAAUCAAUAAGUGUCAUAAAUGGUCGCUGAACUGUUUGUGAUUGUGUACUAUAGCCACGUAUAACAGCUUUAAUUUCUCAUUCUUCUUGAUUUGUUUCUGUUUGUCACACUGUAAGAAUUUGCAGAUGGCCCCUUAAAUAGAGGGACAAUGGAAUGUAUUUACUAGUGCUUACAGAUGAAAAGAAGCCUUUGGGGAAGGGGAGGCAAGCUUAAAUUUUGAAAUAUGUUAACUUUUAAUGUUGCUUGCAAAGCAUUUGAAAUGUAAAAAUAACUUUUUUUCAGUUUAGAGCGAUGUUCUAUAGAUCUGUAUCUGAUGCAAUAAAAUAUUAGAUUCUACUUGCAGACUUGUCAAAGGAAGGAGAUUAUCUUUAAGUAGGCUAGCUUUUAAAAUUAUUUUUUUCUAGCUAUACUCAAGCUCCCUUUUCUUUUUCUUUUUUUUUUUAAUUUUACUGUGGUGGUGCUGCUGGUUCUGCUAUAUCCAAUAAAAAGGUAGGGACUCUUUUUAAAAAAAAAAAUAAAAUUCUGACCUUUAAAUUCAUCAGUUGUUCCAGCUCUCCCUCCAUUUUUUAAACAUUUGUAUUAUUUAAAAAGGGAUGUAUAUCUUAAUUGCAAAUUUCAAGUUACUCAUAGGACACUUGUUUUGUUUGUUCAGAUUAGAUCUUUUUUUUUUCUCAUGAAAGAUCCUCAUAGUAUUUGAAAUGACUACAUCCCUGAGGUUUACUUUUUUGCAGUCUUCUUAGAAGCAAAUAUUUAUUUGAACCUGCUGGUGUCUAGACUGUGUUUAAAAGUACUGGUUGGUGCAUGCACAGUCCAAUCCAAGAACAAAAAUUACUUGCCAAACCCAAGAAAGAGCUUUAUGGUCCAGAUCAUCUGAGACAGAGAUACCUCAGAAAUGGAUUUCUACUGAAAUCUUGAUGAAGAGGCCUGAAAUGGGAUAAAGGUCUUGCCUUGUUCUUCUGUGUGGGGUUUGUUUGGGUUUGUUAUUUUCCUGCCUCUGAAUUUUGAGUAUUGUAGAAGGACUUAAUUCCUUUGAUUUGGGGAUGAUGAGAAUAAUGGCAGAACAUGAUAAAAUGAUUGUUAGGAAAAUACAGCUAUACUCUGCAAGCUCUUGGGCCACAGCGAUUGAUCAUCCCUCACGCUUUUUUAAAAUUUUAUUAAUGAAUACUUUUAAUACUUUCCAAUGUCUGUUAAAUAAAUUUCAAUUAUAACCCAGCUGGGAUUUAGGGACAAGGUGAUGAAGUGUUAGAGGCCUGUGUGGAAAGCAUCCUUUCUCUGUGAUUUACAGUAAUUCCAUUGUUGCCUACACCUGUUUUUGGCAAAAAUUGAAAAACCAACCCAAACAAAUCAGUUCUUUUGAAGUAAUAUUAAAAACAGGAAAGAGUCUACUCAUUUUAGUUGAGCAACUGUAUGGAACUGUGGAGGUUUUUUUAAAAAAGAAAAAGCUCUAUUAAAAGAUCCAAUCUCAGCACUUAAAUAUAUGUAUUUUAUAAUCUACUAGUGAUUUAGCUUUGCUUACUCCAUUAUGUGACUAUUUACUGUGGGAGUAGCUACAUGUACGAAUUCUGACUUCUUUCUUUCCUGGUAAAAUUUGCUUUUGUAACUCACAUCUAAGUAAAAUGUCAUUUGUCCCC
Athene cunicularia (burrowing owl) is the source of this 7151-nucleotide messenger RNA. It is a transcript of the gene IQGAP1, whose product is annotated as IQ motif containing GTPase activating protein 1. Gene Ontology annotation, biological process: regulation of actin cytoskeleton organization; regulation of GTPase activity. Gene Ontology annotation, molecular function: GTPase activator activity; actin filament binding; calmodulin binding. The record is from RefSeq and is a predicted model, not a curated record. The transcript is spliced from 37 exons. Gene Ontology annotation, cellular component: nucleus; cytoplasm. NCBI's taxonomy places the organism in Eukaryota, Metazoa, Chordata, Aves, Strigiformes, Strigidae. The coding region runs from base 67 to 4956 and encodes 1629 amino acids.